UUCCUUCCUUCCAUCCUUCCUUCCUUCCUUGUGGCCUGGAGUUGAGGCGCCGCUCCAUGGUUGGCCCCCGCCGCCUCCAGCCAUGAGCUGCCUGGAUGUGAUGUACCAAGUCUAUGGUCCUCCGCAGCCUUACUUCGCCGCCGCCUACAGCCCUUACCACCAGAAACUCGCCUUCUACUCAAAAAUGCAGGAAGCCGCAGAGAGUGCCAGCAGCGCCAGCACAAGUGGGGGAGGCAGUGCCAGCAGCUCUUUCUCCAGCCACACCACUGCUGCCAGCAUCAAAGAGGAAGAGUGCAGCCCAGAGAAAGAGCGCCCCCCGGAGGCCGAGUACAUCAGCUCCAGAUGUGUCCUGUUCACCUAUUUCAAAGGGGACAUCAGUGCUGUGGUGGACGAGCACUUCAGCCGGGCCCUCAGCCAGUCCAGCAGCUACUCACCCAGCAGCACCAGCACGAAGGCUGCUGCAGCUGCUAGGAGCACCAGCUCUUGGAGGGAUGGAUCAUUCCCCAUGAGUCAACGCAGCUUCCCACCCUCCUUCUGGAACAGCACGUACCAACCCUCUUCAGUGCCAGCUUCCUUGGGGAGCCCUCUGGCAGCCACCACCCACAGCGAACUGCCCUUUGCCACAGCGGACCCUUAUUCUCCGGGCUCAUUACACAGCCACCUCCACCAGGGCGGCCCAGAGCCCUGGCACCCUGCCCACCACCAUCACCACCAUCACCACCACCAUCCUUACAUUGGCACACAGAGCUCGGCCUAUCCCCGCCCCACCACUGUACACGAGGUAUAUGGCCCCCACUUCGACCCUCGCUAUGGCUCGCUCCUGGUGCCUGCUGCUUCUGUGCGCCCCCACCGCCUCACGCCUGGCUCUGUGCCUACGCCUGUCAGCCCUCAGUGUGAACUAGGCAAAAGUGAGCCUGCCACAUCAGCGUGGACAACGCCUGCACCUUUCGCGAGUCCGGCAGGGGAGAUGGCACAGAGUUUAGGCCUCAAUGUGGACACAGGUUUGCAGCCUCAGGAUAAAAGCAAGGAUCUCUAUUGGUUUUAGAGCUGUCUUCCCAUCUUCUCAAUCCCCUCUAGUCAGACCUCUCUACCUAAGUAGGACUGGUGGUGACAGAGCUGAAACUGAGUCGAUUUGUGUUGUAACAGCUUUUGAUCUUGGUUUGCAGCUCACUGUUCUUCUUCCUUCUGUGCUGGAUCCCUCCUGAGCUGAGCUGCCCAUGUCUAAGGCUCCCCUUGUCAUGCACAAACUCCAUCUCCUCUGCCCUGCCCCCCAUCUUUGACAUUCAGAAUUUCAUGUCACAUUUCAAGUUCAAGAACGCAGGCAAAGCAAUGGGAUCUAACAGCUGCUUCAAGUUGCUAUUUCACUCAAAAGAACAAUAAGACAUUGGGGAGAUACGAAGGGGGUGAAGCAGUCUCUUUGCUAUUGAAGAACUAAAACCAAGUGCAAGGACAUCACACCCAGAACUGUGAGCAGGCCAUUCUAAAGAGCCAAGAACGAUGCGGAAAUCACUGAGUUUUGGAAGGAAAACAAUGAGUAGGAAUGGCAUGAACAUUUCUUUUCAAUUGUCAUUUUUUUAAAAAAAUCUACAAUUUUCAAACAGCAUGGGGAAUGAUUCAGACAUUAUAAAUGGGAUUAUUUUUGCCCUGUAUCAUGUGGAAACAAAAGAGAAGAAUUCUAAACGCCAAAAUCCAUUUGGGACUUUAACAACAACACAAAAGAGAGAACAAGAAGGACAAAUCUUUCAGACUUCAGUGUGGUGGUGAGUGGCAAGUGGCUAGCAUGGGCCACCUGCCUUCAGGAUUACACAAAUGCAGCUGUUCGAGAGACAACUGUUCCAGCUCUAGAAACUUGACAACCAAGGUGGCACUUCUCCGAGUUUGGCACAACAAUUGCGUUGGAUAAUGCAUACAUACAUAUGUGUAUAUAAAAGGUUUUUAUACAAGGAACAUUAUGUGAUGAAAGAAGAGACCCUUCCAGGAAAAGAGAAAGAGAGAAGAAAAUCCUGACAAGCUGUCAAGAGGAACAACUGGAGAAAAUAGGGGGGAAGUAACUAAAUAGGCAAAGGACUUCAUUUUGGUUUGAACACUCUUGUGUAUCUUUGUAAGGGUCAGGCAACUUGAUCUCUUUCUCUCUUCCCUUUUCUUCAGAAGGGACAUAUAAUAAGUGUUUCUUUGUAGAAAAGUUGUAUUAAAGAUGUCUCCUUUCACCCUCCAA
Molecule: messenger RNA, 2215 nt
Organism: Anolis sagrei ordinatus
Lineage: Eukaryota; Metazoa; Chordata; Lepidosauria; Squamata; Anolidae
Gene: VGLL2
Product: vestigial like family member 2
Biological process (GO): regulation of transcription by RNA polymerase II
Cellular component (GO): nucleus
Source: RefSeq, a predicted model, not a curated record